CAAAAACAGUGACAAAGAGACAAUAUCUGUUAAGGUUUGGAGUGGGGGCCGGCGUAUGUAUUUCAAUGCCGCCAGCUGCUUCGUCUACUGCGUAGCCUUCUCAGCUCGCUCUUCUCUCUCUCUCUCUUUCUUUGAAUUUCAAUUUCUUGAAAAUCUUUUACUUUUUGCGCCAAUUUAGAAUUUAGAUACGCACAGACGGCCCGACCGACCGAGCGGCAAGCAAGGGAGAAAAACAACAGUGGAACAACGUAGGUAGGUGUCAUUUCUCGUGAUUUGCAACGCCUUCCCUUUUCUUUUCUUUUUUUUUUUCCUCAAUAUUUUUCCUCUCUUUCUUCAUUCAAUUUCACCCACUCUCUCCCGUGCUCUCUUUACGCUAAUCACUCCAUCGCCCUCUUCUUUCCCGGAGCGCAUACGCACCCCUAAACCCUAGUUUUCCCUUUUCUCUCUUCUUUUCUCCAGAAUUGGAUGUUGCACGGUGAUCACGAUCGAUGAAAGCUCGAGAGCUCCUUAAUGUUUAAUAUGGUUGUGAACUCUUUGGAAGGGUUUGUGAUUUCGCUUUUGAUAUCCGGGAUUCUUCCGUUCCAAAAUCCUUCUGCCGAGAUGGGUUGAAGAAAUGUUUCGGGGAAUCUUCUAAGUUCGCUCAGAUGCAUCUAGGGACAAUGGCCACGUUAUCUGGUACUAGUGAAAUUACGGAGUCCAUAGAGGACUUAAGUUUGGCAUCUGAAAUAGAUGAAAUUUCGCGAAGGCAGCAUCUGAUGAAGAUUGGGCAGAGGUAUCUUAUCGAGGAAGAUAUCAAUAGGCUUUUCGAGGCUAUAGAAAUAAGGAAUUCUCAUAGGGGUUUAAGUUCCCCGGAACAGGGUGCUAAGAGUGCGAUGAAGAGGCCGAUGAGAACUUAUUCUUCUCAACCAUCGGGGAUUGGGAUUUCUGAGGCUGUAAGUUUGAAGCAAGCGUUUAGAGGAUUAUGCAUUUCUCAGGCAUCGGAGAUGGCUGCUUUGAAAAAGCGGUUGUCGAGACCGUCCGGGUUUUCUGCGGUUCUUGAAGCGGGAGCUAUCAAGAGAACGAACGGGGCCGGAUUUGAACAUCCCGUUGAUAAGAAUAAGGGGAAACUAGUGCAGAUAUCCCUUGUUCCCGAUGGGAGCACGCCAAAUUCUUCGGAUAAGAUGCCCGGAUUUGAACAUGUCCCGGGGGAAAUUCCUUGUUCUCCUCUUUCUAGAGAUGCAAUUGCACGAGAGGCGGAAUCGACUAAAACGCCUACUGAAAUUGGUGCCGUUCCUCGUUCUCCUCCCGGUGGUUGUGAAUCCUCAAAAAUCACGUUGGAAUGCUCCAAGAGACCUAAACUUCCCGAGCCUUCCGUUCCCUCUUCCGCAAAUGUGAUGCUCCCGGUUCUCGAUGAGAUAAUACCCUCCACCGAAGCUACAAGUAGUGUAGUUCAAUCAGAUCGAGAGCAAGAAGGAGAUUCGAAUCAUAAAGCGUUAUCCAUUCUUAAUGCGGGAAGUAAGGUCAUCGGACGGGCUUGCAGCAGUCCACGGUUGAUCAAACCAACUUUCAGAAGCAAAACCUUUGCUAAGAAGAAACCCGAAUCACCUUUGAAGAACGACCAUAAAAACACGAGUAUAAAAUCCACACCGUCCCGAACUACCGCAAAUACGGCAAUGGAAUCAAGUUCAUCCUCUCUGGAGUCUAGUAUUACUAAACCGGGUCUCGGCUCGAACGGUUCUAGUAAAACGAGAAAUGUCAUUACAAAACCCGAUGAAAGAUCGAGCUCGAGGGAAAAAUGGGAGAUAUCUCAGAGCUCGAAAAGUAGCAUUGGGGAUUAUAGCAGCACCACGAGCCUUAGUGAUGAAAGCUAUCUCGGUGGAUCUAAUCGCAGUGGCUAUAGGCCUCACAUGUCAAAAGAUUUGAGAUGGGAAGCCAUUCGUUGUGUCGAGAGGCAGCACGGGAGUGUCGGGUUGAAACAUUUUAAAUUACUAAGAAAGCUCGGUGGCGGUGACAUUGGAAGCGUUUACCUGUCCGAACUACUGGACACGAGCUGCUUAUUUGCUCUGAAGAUUAUGGAUAACGACUUUUUGGCCAGCAAGAGAAAGACGGCAAGGGCUCAAACCGAAAGAGAAAUAUUGCAAAUGCUGGAUCACCCGUUUCUCCCCACACUUUACGCCCAUUUCACGACCGAUAAAUUCUCGUGCUUAGUGAUGGAAUAUUGUCCGGGCGGUGAUCUGCAUGUUCUCCGUCAAAAGCAACCGAGCAAGAACUUCUCCGAACAUGCAGUUAGAUUCUAUGUUGCUGAAAUUCUUCUUGCACUUGAGUACCUUCACAUGCUUGGCGUUGUGUAUCGAGACUUGAAACCGGAGAACAUAUUGGUUCGAGAAGAUGGUCAUAUCAUGCUUUCCGAUUUCGAUUUAUCCCUGAGAUGUGCUGUGAACCCGAAACUGCUCAAAUCAUCGUCACCCGUUGAGCAGCCUCCGACGAAGAAGAUGACGAGUCCAUGUUCGGACUCGAGCUGCAUCGAGCCUUUCUGUCUUCAUCCAUCCUGGCAAGUAUCGUGCUUCACCCCGAGGUUCCUAUCUGCAGCCGCUAAAACCCGCAAGCUAAAAGCCGACAUAGCUGCCCAAGUAACCCCCCUACCACAGCUCGUAGUCGAGCCAACCAGCGCCCGCUCCAAUUCCUUCGUCGGGACCCACGAAUACCUGGCUCCCGAGAUCAUAAAAGGAGAAGGUCAUGGCAGCGCGGUAGACUGGUGGACUUUCGGGAUAUUCAUGUACGAGCUCCUUUAUGGGAGGACGCCUUUCAAAGGGACCACGAACGAGGAUACUUUGGGCAACGUAGUAUCGCAAUGUCUCAAGUUCCCCGAGAGCCCGAUGAUCAGUUCUCACGCCAGAGACCUGAUCAGACGAUUGUUGCAGAAGGAACCCGAGAAUAGGUUGGGAUCUUCUAAAGGCGCAACCGAGAUCAAGAACCAUUCGUUCUUCGAGGGACUGAACUGGGCCUUGAUAAGAUGUGCAACCCCACCUGAAAUGCCCAGAAUCUUUGACUUGGGAAACCUAGUUGCUGACACAAACUCACACAAGAAGCAGGGGUGGAAGUGUCAGAAAGAAGGCACAAGUUGUGAGGAAAAUAUUGAGUUUGAGAUGUUUUAACCAUACUAUGAGAGAGAGAGAGCAUAGAAUAGAUUAGGUUUUUCCACUAUUACCCCCAUGAUGUACAUCUUUAAUCCUUGUAAUAUAGCAAAUAGUGUACAUGCAAAUGUUUCCUGUUUGUUGAAAUGUGGUAUGCAUUCCAAAUAUCAGAUUUCUCAAUCUCUAAUGAGUUCAGUAUAUCCAUUCCAUUGUAAUAGUGAUUUCUCUCUGUUGAAAUGAAUGUUCAAAGAGUUUGUAAAGUA
Messenger RNA from Ipomoea nil (Japanese morning glory), 3376 nucleotides. Its product is annotated as serine/threonine-protein kinase D6PK-like. Bases 645 to 3134 code for a protein of 829 amino acids. Gene Ontology annotation, molecular function: protein serine/threonine kinase activity; ATP binding. The transcript has 3 exons. Gene Ontology annotation, biological process: protein phosphorylation. The record is from RefSeq and is a predicted model, not a curated record. NCBI's taxonomy places the organism in Eukaryota, Viridiplantae, Streptophyta, Magnoliopsida, Solanales, Convolvulaceae. Gene Ontology annotation, cellular component: nucleus; plasma membrane; cytoplasm.